Messenger RNA from Solanum verrucosum, 1503 nucleotides. RefSeq lists its product as uncharacterized. Lineage: Eukaryota; Viridiplantae; Streptophyta; Magnoliopsida; Solanales; Solanaceae. The transcript has 4 exons. The record is from RefSeq and is a predicted model, not a curated record. Gene Ontology annotation, molecular function: zinc ion binding. Bases 1 to 1503 code for a protein of 500 amino acids.
AUGUAUCCACUAUGCAUUGAUACAUCGGAUAAAAGUGAUGAAGAGAUACAAAAUUUUGAUGCAACAAUAGGUGCAAUUGUGUGUGUUGAAGGUGGAAAAAGGGACGCAAAGGCUCUAAGCAUUGUUGAAUCAAAAAUUUGUGAUUCCUAUUACAUACCAGAAAUGGAAGUGGAAAAUUUUAUAUCAGAUACAAAUGUUUCUGAUGUGGAAGUGAAGCAAUUGUACAAGGAUAAGGCAACUCUAAUAGAUGUAAUGGCAAAAUACAAAAUAAAGCAUAGCUUCAAUUUUAGAGUUAAAAGAUCUGAUAACAAAAGUGGUGUGACAGCUCCAAAGUUGGUGAAUCAUAAAAGAAAACAUACUCCAAACGAUAUAAUUGAUGAUGUUAGGUCACUAUAUGAUGUUGAAAUUUCUUACCAACAAGCAUGGCGAGCUAAAGAACAUGCAUUGGAGAUGAUAAGGGGUAAACAUGCAGAUGGAUAUAAACAGAUGCCAAGAUACAUAUAUAUGUUGGAGACUGUGUAUCCAAAUUCAUAUAUAUGGAUGCACAAGUCGGAAAAAAUUGAGUUUAUGUAUCUAUUCAUAUCAUUAAGGCCAAUGAUGAGAGGGUUUGAGUUCUGUAGGCCUGUUGUUGUUGUUGAUGCUUCACAUCUUAGCGGAGCUUAUCGAGGGAUAUUUGUAUCGGCAAGAACACUCGAUGGGGCAGUAUUCAAUGGCAACGCUAAUCGAAAAAAUGAUUUUGAAAAAUUAAUGGCUAAAUUGGAAAAAAUAAAUGGCAGAGUUAAGAAGUAUCUUCAAGAUGCUGAGUAUGAAAGGUGGUCUAGAUCUCAUGUAGCAGUGAACAGGGGGAGAAUGAUGACUUCGAAGAUAGCGGAAUGUAUCAAUGGUUGCCUUGUUGAUGCACGACAAUUACCUAUUAUAGACUUUCUGAAAGAAGCUAGAAUUCUAUUUAAUUUUUGGAAUUGCAAAAAUCGAGAAAUAACAUCUUAUACAAAGAAAACAUUAGGGAGGAGAUUUGAAGAAAUAUUGAUUACAAACGCAUUCAAAAGUGCGAAAAUGAAGGUUGUUUCAUUUUCUGAAUUUAUUUUUUCAGUGUAUGAAGGUGGCAUAAGAUACAUUGUUUGUCUUGAGAGGAAAACUUGUUCAUCUGGUAGAUUUCAACAUGAUGAGAUACCUUGUGCGCACGCAAUGAUUGUUUUCAAGAAGAGAAAUAUUACAGAUGUACACCCCUACUGCUUUGAUUACUAUAAACAUGAUGCAUUAACAAACACAUAUGCAGUUCCAAUGGAAUCAAUGUCAGACAAAAGCGAUUGGACAGCUCCGGAAUGUGUUUUGGAAGAAGUCGUCUUGCCAUCAAUAUACAAAAAAAAAAUGCCUGGUAGACCAAGAAAAAAGAGGAAGAAAAAUUCAGAUGAAAAGCUUACCACAAACAUGAACUGUUGUGGACGUUAUGGACAAAAAGAUCACAAUAGAAGAACAUGUACUUUCUUCCCGAAAGAUUCUUGA